GAGCUCGCCGAGCCUUCAAGUGUCGUGCAUGCAUUUCUAUGCACAUCUCUCUCUCUCUCUCUCACUUCGCAUGCACAUACCCCUUCUUCUCCGACCACCUCUCCGGUCACCGGAAUCUGACCCACAACCACCCCCUCCACAUCUCCGGCCGGCCAAACUCCGACGGUCGAAAAUCCUAACCUUUCAAAGUAAUCCAACAGUUCCACGAAUCAAAGCCCAUGUCUUCUUUUUCCUUUAAUUCGCAUCUGAAUACAGAGCUGUUGAAUAUAUAGCUUCACAUAUAUAGUUAUAUAUAUAUACGUGUUAAGAUUUGGGUUCGUGAAUGGGUUCGAGAGCUUGUACGAAUGGUUUGUGUGGGGCUUCAUCGUCGAAUGAGUGGAAGAAAGGUUGGCCUUUGAGAUCUGGUGAAUUCGCCAAUCUCUGCGAUAAGUGCGGGUCUGCUUAUGAGCAACUAGUCUUCUGCGACACGUUCCAUUUGAAAGAUACUGGCUGGAGGGAGUGCUCUUUGUGUGGGAAGCGCCUCCAUUGUGGAUGCAUUGCUUCCAGCUCUUUGCUUGAGCUACUUGACAGUGGUGGGGUGAGAUGCAUUGGGUGCACAAAAAGUUUGGGACUUCAACCUGCCUUAAAUGAUGAAAAGCCUAAAGGACUCAGCAUGUCAACAACAAAUAAUGAUGGUGAAAUGCGAUUGACUUCUGUAGACAAUCAAAUGGAUGGUGGUAAUGUUGACAAUAUGAAUCUUAAGCAGUCAGACAGUAAUGAAGAACUCAAUGGCUUGAAAGACUUGCUUCCAUCUCACAAUAACCACGCAAACAGUGGUCAAAUCAAAGAGGAAGAAGUCUUGCCUGCUCCGGGUGAAGUUGGAACAAUGAAUUCAUCAAAUUUCAAUCAAGCAUCCGUUGGAUCAUCUGAAACUGCCAAAGUAGACACAUAUAAAACUAACAUGGGAAUCAAAGACACAGAUGAAUCGCUGGCUCAGACAAAUUUGACUAUUGCCUUGACUGCUCCUUCAGGAAACCCAAAUCCCUUUCCUGGUGCAGUAAUUGAAGAAAGGGAAUCAGGAAAAACAAUUUCUUCCUUGCAACAAGUUUCUAGGUCUCGUCAUCUUUUGCCCAAGCCCCCCAAGGCCAUCCUUGCUGCUGGUUUGGAGACGAAUGCUGGUAUGGUUCCACAGAUUCGUGUUGCGAGGCCACCUGCUGAGGGGCGGGUGAAGAAUCAGUUGCUUCCUCGUUAUUGGCCUAGGAUUACAGACCAAGAGUUACAACAAAUAUCCGGAGACUCCAAUUCCACCAUCGUGCCAUUGUUUGAGAAGGUUCUGAGUGCUAGUGAUGCUGGUCGAAUUGGUCGCUUGGUUCUGCCAAAAGCAUGUGCUGAAGCAUAUUUUCCACCAAUCUCUCAGCCAGAGGGCCUGCCUUUGAGGAUUCAAGAUGUGAAAGGCAAAGAAUGGGUAUUUCAGUUCAGAUUUUGGCCGAAUAAUAACAGCAGAAUGUACGUUUUGGAGGGUGUAACCCCUUGCAUACAAUCCAUGCAAUUACAGGCUGGAGAUACUGUAACGUUCAGCCGCAUGGACCCAGAAGGAAAGCUUCUUAUGGGGUUUCGAAAAGCAUCAAACAGUAUUGCUAUGCAGGCCACCCAUCUGUCUGCCAUACCUAAUGGUGCUCUUUCAAGUGAACCUUUCUUUUCGGGUGUUAUUGAGAAUCUAUCCAUGACGAGUGGUUACUCUGGCCUUCUUCAGUCGCUGAAGGGAAGCACGGAUCCCCAUCUAAAUGCACUGUCAAAACAUUUGAAUUCUGCUGGGGGAGAUUUCAGCUGGCACGUCAUGGACAAGCAUGGAAGUGACACGAAAGAUGGUUUGCUGCCCCAAUCAAUGCUGGUGCAAGAGAGAAAAAGAAGCCGAAAUAUUGGGUCGAAAAGUAAGAGGUUGCUUAUUGAUAGCCAAGAUGCUCUGGAGCUGAAACUUACAUGGGAAGAGGCACAGGAUAUGCUCCGCCCACCCGUCAGUGAGAAGCCAAGCAUUGUCACUAUUGAGGACCAUGAAUUUGAAGAAUAUGAAGAGCCCCCUGUUUUUGGGAAGAGGAGCAUUUUUGUGGCCCGUUUGACGGGGGGCCAAGAGCAAUGGACUCAGUGUGAUAGUUGCUCUAAAUGGCGAAGGUUGCCAGCUGAUAUUCUUCUCCCUCCUAAAUGGACAUGCUCGGACAAUAUUUUGGAUCAAUGCAGGUGCUCAUGUUCUGCACCAGAUGAAUUGAGCCCAAGGGAACUCGAAAGUCUUCUCAGACUUAAUAAAGAUUUCAAAAAACGGAGAAUGGUAACAAGCCAUAGGCUGGUGCAAGAGCACGAGUCUGCAGGCCUAGAUGCUCUGGCCAAUGCUGCAGUGCUUGGAGACGAUGCAACUGACCCAGGUGCUGCAACGGUUGCAACCACUACCAAACACCCAAGGCACCGCCCCGGCUGCUCAUGCAUUGUGUGCAUCCAACCCCCAAGUGGGAAGGGCAAGCACAAGCCAACAUGUACUUGCAAUGUAUGCAUGACAGUCAAACGCCGUUUUAAAACCCUAAUGAUGCGAAAAAAGAAGCGUCAAUCAGAGCGCGAAGCAGAGAUCGCUCAGAGGAAUCAUUAUUUGUGGGGUACUAAGGAUGAAUCUGAAGUCGACAGCACAAUUAGACAGGUAACGUCUAACCGUGAUUCUUUAGAUAACAAGGAUAUAUUGGCACAAAGUAACAAUCUAUCCCUCAAGUUACCUGAAAUUGGCAAGGGAGGAUUAGAUUUGAAUUGUGAUCCGGAGCACGAAGAACACUUGCAUCAAGGGUCGACAAAUGUGAGCAUGAUGAGUCUUCUUCAAGUGGCGAGUUUACCUUUGGAAACUUAUCUGAAACAGAAUGGUCUUACAAGCUUGGUUUCUGAGCAACAAGGUAGUUCAGGAUCACAUUCACUGGCACAAGCGGCUGGAGAGAGUGAGGGACGGGUUCAGGAGGAUCAUUGUGUUGCUCCUGUGGUUCAAGAGCUGGAGAGCAGGGGCGAUGACCUUGACCAAACUCGGAAUGAUCCUUCCUGAAAUUCUUCUUCUCGACUUUAUUUGCCUUUUUGCUCUUUUGGGUGGGAUUUCUUUUAUUUCUUUCUCUCUUUCUUUUCUUUUUUUUUUUUCUUUUCCAUAAUUACUAAUUAUAUGUUUUAUCUUCUGGUUCUCUGGAAUAUGAUGAGCAUACACACUAUAGUUGGAGAGUGCAAGUGUAUAUGUUCUAUAGUUUGUAACAUACACAAAUGAUUUUUGUAGUUGCAAGAAUAUGUUUUGGAUUUGACUAGUUAAACCAUAAGCCAUUUACUAGUUUCGAGAUUA
This is a messenger RNA of Camellia sinensis, 3331 nucleotides long. RefSeq names its product B3 domain-containing transcription repressor VAL2. Lineage: Eukaryota; Viridiplantae; Streptophyta; Magnoliopsida; Ericales; Theaceae. The record is from RefSeq and is a predicted model, not a curated record. Gene Ontology annotation, molecular function: zinc ion binding; DNA binding.